GGAAGUUCAGACAGACUCCAGCUUAGCAACACGUUGGCCUUUGUUGACGACAAAAUUGCAUAGAUAAGUCUAAAGUUCACGCGAGAUGAUAACGUGCCGGCUAUGGGUAUCGUAUAUUCAGGCCAGGGCAGUAUUUAAACAUAUCGCUCGUUGUGUAAGAUUGAUUUGUGGGAAUAAUUGAUGAGUGUGCAGGAAUAUGAGAAACAACAGCUGAACGAUGACUUUUUCUGAUUCCACAUACUCGCACAUCAAGGGCGUUGUAUUGACUGCUAGAAGUAACUAUGCUUCGUUCAGGAUGCGCAGUUAAAUAAAGCUACAAUCGAGACCUGAACAUACGAUGUUUAUUUGAUAAAAUGGAACCGCCUUCGUCUAGUUUCAUUGGCGAGUAUGAUACUUCUGAAUCAGAUUCAAUGACAAGCAUUUCUCUUUUAAACGGAAUUAAAGCAGUCGUCCGGAUCCUGCUUGCCGCAGGAAAUGCACCAACGCAAGAUAAAUUAGUCGUUGCAAAUUGAAGAACAAUCACACAUAGAUGAUAAAUCCCACAUUUUAUCACUGUAAAGUCAUGACGAACUAUGGAAAUGUCAAUGGAAUCGCAGAACUUCUGUCGCUAAACUAUACUGAUGAAAUAAUUAAAACGGUCCAGAAUAUACAUCACGGCAAUGGCAUUAGUAAAUGUCUUCAAAUGGAAACCGUACAUUUCGAUCCCAAUUGACUGCAUUACAAACUUUAUCAUACAGAAAAGCACUGGGAAUUUUCACGUGGAAGAAAAACAAACUGAAAAUAAAAUUCGGCCAGAUGGUAUGAAACAUGUUAUUCAAUUUCUAUGUACACAUGAACAAAGUGCGAUGAUAGAAAUAUGCGUGAAAAGUGCACGAAUUUUUGUACAAAAUACGAGCAUUCUCACCAAACGUCUUUAUUUCGUUUCUCGUCCUAUGUAGGCGAACUAGUAUAUUCAACAACAUUUGGAUACAGUGAAGGCGAAUUUACGCAAUUCAAAAUGGCAAAACUAUUAUCCGGAGGUAAGGCAUUAUUAUAAGAAUUUGUCUGAUAUGUAUGAAAUGCACUUUACACCAAGUCGUACACGCCCCCCUUGUAUUCCAGAAGAAAUUAAUUUUUGUGAAAACAAGCUCUUUCACAUUUGUAUAGCAUCCCCAAUUGAUAUCAAUGGAGAAACGUCGGAGCAUGUAGAUAUCAAUCUAUAUUUUACUGGCAUGUACGAUCACGGACUUGGUGAUAAAAUCAAGGGUUUUGAAAUAUGUUCCGCAUUACCUUGGAACGAACUGGAACUGAAUAUAUUGAAUAUUAAUUCCUUACCGACACCGGAGGGCUUGGUGACGCCUGACGUUGUUGUCAAGUGUUUUUCUUCAAAAAAGCUCCCGAAUGCUAUAAUGGUGGUGUUUUACUUAAUCAUUGACGAAGACUUUCUAUCUCAGAAAACAAUUAAAGAAAGGUUACUUUUGUCGCAGACUAUACAAUCAAAUUUAUUGAAUAUAUUCCGAUUUAACAAAGUUGUAAUUCAUGAGUCAUUCCUGCAGUCAGUAAAAGCAUCUCUGAAAUCGUACCAAUCCCAAAGUGAUGAAACUCGCAAAGUUGAAAACAUUGAAAAUGCGAUCUCUCUCACCACAACAUCAAUUCGUGAGAUUGUCGCGGCAAGUUCAAGCAAUCUUUUCCGCAACACCUGUUUUGCUAUGUUUGAAGUUGCAAACACGAAUGACUUGGAAAUAAUGCUGAGCCAAAAGUUGCAUGCCAUCAUCGAUGUCAAAGCGGAUCGCGGAAAGAAGCGAGCCAGGGAUGAAGGCGCCGAGGAAGGAUCAAUCUCAAGUUUGGACGAAUUGUCACAACACCUCAUUUGAAUUGUGAAAAUAGUUGUGUAACAAAAUGAGUGGAAAAGCUCUUAGUUUACAAAGCGUAUUCAGUAUGAAAGGAUUCUUCUUAUCACAACCAGAAGAAAAAUCGAGACAUGCGGCUAUUCUAUUUUAUUAAAGGUGCAAGUUUCAGAAUUCCGAAGCGAUUCGAAUCAAUUUUUUAAAAUACGCGUUGAAUGUGUUUAAAAAAGUUAACAAUUUCAAUAACUAGCAAGUGUUUUAAUUUAAA
This is a messenger RNA of Styela clava, 2094 nucleotides long. RefSeq lists its product as uncharacterized. NCBI's taxonomy places the organism in Eukaryota, Metazoa, Chordata, Ascidiacea, Stolidobranchia, Styelidae. The record is from RefSeq and is a predicted model, not a curated record. Gene Ontology annotation, biological process: meiotic DNA double-strand break formation.